Molecule: messenger RNA, 3856 nt
Organism: Perca flavescens (yellow perch)
Lineage: Eukaryota; Metazoa; Chordata; Actinopteri; Perciformes; Percidae
Exons: 15
Coding region: 931-2901 (656 amino acids)
Source: RefSeq, a predicted model, not a curated record
UGAUGGACUAACUUUGGUGGCCCCUCUCGGAUUAAAAUUUUUUAAAUGACAGUAAAUAUGAAAUGGAUAAGACGACGACCUGUUUCGCGACGCAGUGUGUUUCAAAAUGUAACAGGAUGUGACAAAUAUUGACUAGAAAAUGAAAACGCAACCUAAAUGCUGAUGUGGGAUGUGACAGGAUUAUAAAGUUAGUUCAGAUAAAUUUGGACUGAAGGAAUUAAGCUUGUGUGCAGAACUGAAUAGAACUUAGACCUUUGUAAAAAGUCCUCUCUGCUAGAGAUAAUGUUUAAUUAGUAGCCAUAUCACAUUAAGAUCAAUAUGCAUUAACUGACAUUAGCUUCUCUUUUGGCUGUGAUAGGGAAAAACGGAGCCCUGAAACAGAGAUAGGAUUGUUGUCCUCUGCUUACAGCCAGGGCCAAAUACACAUGAAAGCCAUCUGUUUGAUGUUACUUUAAUCCCUUUUUAUAUGAUACAUCACUCUCUUGCUCUUUUAUAGGAUGCAUCUCACAUAAUAGUCAUACAGUCCAAAUUUUGAGGUAUUAGGGGGAUUGUAUUUUAGCUUUUUGUAAGUCAAAAAAGGGUCUGCUGAAGAAGCUUUUGUAAAAAAUCGAAUUUGUGCACUGCCCCUAAUGCAGGGUGCAUCCUGUGCCUCUGCCUGGAAGUGGGUGGUUUCUGUUAUUGAGGGAAAAAGUGAGUCAGAGAGCAAGAGAAAGUAAAACUGUCUCUUUUCCCAGUGUCACUGAGUAGAACUACUUGCUGUGCAGUUGUUGAUGUUAUUGAGGUAAUAUUAAGCCUACUGCAUCUUGCCAGCGUGGACACUGCAGUUGUUGUUUACUGUAAGCUGUCUCAACUUAGGACAAGACAGAGCCUGUCUGAGCUACUUGGAAUUUCACAUUUUUGCGUAUUACACCAGAAAAACCUCAGAGAAAUAUGGACACAAAGAGAAUGAUAUUCUGUCUGCUUGUGGCAGCUAUUAUCAGCCCUGUGUUUACUGAAGAAUGGAGGGCCAGUGUUGUAAAAGAACUUGACGCCCUGGUCACAUCCUGUGUUGUGGUACCCUGUUCAUUCACCCAUCCUAAAAAGAAGCUGCCCACCUCCAGACUCAGAGGGAUCUGGCAUCUUCCAACUGAUAAAAACAAACGCAUCUAUUACGAGGAUAGCAUGCAGGUCUUGGAAAACUUUAGGGGCCGCACAAAGUUGUUGGGACAUCUGGGUCAGAACAACUGCUCUUUAGAAAUGGCUAACAUUACAGAUCAUGACAACGGCCCUUUCUGUUUCCGGAUCGAACUAGCACGAACAGAGACUGAUACAUCCACCGUUGACAAGUUCUCCUUUGUGGAGAGUUGUGUCACGUUCAAAAUGCUCCCUGAUCCUCCGAAUCCUAAACUGAGUCACCUAAAGACGGCCAUUCAAGAUCGUCCCUACACUAUCACCUGUUCAGUCCGCAACACCUGCCCCUCCCAUGUGCCUAAACUCACAUGGAGUAGAGGCACAGCAGAUGAUGUAAUAGAGGUCCACAAGGAAACUGGUUUUGGCUACUGGGAGGCCGAGUCCAUCCUGACCAUCAUUCCUGAGGAGAAGGAUGAUCACAGUGAUGUCACCUGUACAGCACAAUUUAAUGGACCGAAGACAUCAUCUGCAACAGUGACACUCAAUGUAAAACGUACAGAAAACUAUAACCACAUCAUCAUUCCCACGGUGGCAGCGAUUGGUACAGCUGUGAUCUUUGCAGUCUUCUGCAUUUUCAUGGUGAAAAGAUACAAACUGUCUCGCAGUUCGUGUCUUAUUGAACUGAAUUCCAGGCUAGCAGAUACAGCUGUGAUCCGCCAGAUAGCAGUAAAAUCAGCUCAAAGAAGUAAGGACAAAGACAGCAAGAUGAUGAUAUUCUCUCUGUUCCUGGCAGCUAUUAUCAGCCCUGUGUUUACUGAAGAAUGGAGGGCCAGUGUUGUAAAAGAACUUGACGCCCUGGUCACAUCCUGUGUUGUGGUACCCUGUUCAUUCACCCAUCCUAAAGAGAAGCUGCCCACCUCCAGACUCAGAGGGAUCUGGCAUCUUUCAACUGAUAGAAACCAACGCAUCUACUACGACGAUAGCACGCAGGUCUUGGAAAACUUUAGGGGCCGCACAAAGUUGGUGGGACAGCUAGGUCAGAGCAACUGCUCUUUAGAAAUGACUAACAUUCGAGAUCAUGACAACGGCCCUUUCUGUUUCCGGAUCGAACUAGCACGAACAGAGUCUGAUACAUCCACCGUUGACAAGUUCUCCUUUGUGGAGAGUUGUGUCACGUUCAAAAUGCUCCCUGAUCCUCCGAAUCCUACACUGAGUCACAAAAAGACGGCCACUCAAGAUCGACCCUACACUAUCACCUGUUCAGUCCGUCAUACCUGCCCCUCCCAUGUGCCUAAACUCACAUGGAGUAGAGGCACAGCAGAUGAUGUAAUAGAGGUCCACAAGGAAACUGGUUUUGGCUACUGGGAGGCUGAGUCCAUCCUGACCAUCGUUCCUAAGGAGAAGGAUGAUCAAAGUGAUGUCACCUGUACAGCACAAUUUAAUGGACCGAAGACAUCAUCUGCAACAGUGACACUCAAUGUAAAACGUACAGAAAAUUAUAACCACAUCAUCAUUCCCACGGUGGCAGUGUUUGGUACAGCCGUGAUCUUUGCAGUCUUCUGCAUUUUCAUGGUGAAAAAAUACAAGAAACACAUAGCAGAGCUCCAAAAUCAAGAAGACAGUGCGUGGAACAACUUCAGACUCCAGACUGUCUCGAAGAUGAGGUCAGGCUUUCAAUCGGCCCAGCAGGUCUUUAAAAUGGAUGAACCUGACCAUCUCUCAUUCAAGGUUGGAGCUUCAACAGAUAAACCAGAGACUUUUCAACCCAAGCACAUUUCCUGUCAUGGGUAACUCAGCGUCCACUGGCUUCAUCCUUCCUACUACCAGGAAACUGUCCUGGGGGCGCCAGAAGGAGGAAACAGUCAAGCUCGAGGACUUCUUGACACAACGCGAGGAGAAUCGCUGGCGAGUUAAAGGAAAGCAGAGUUUAUCUGUUGAAAUGGUCCACCCCACGCGCAGAAUCUGUUACGUGAACCUAGAUCUCCAAGAGAGCGACAGCUUUUAUCCAAACAGGGGUGAAAUGCUGAACCCUGCUUAUGUUGGAGAUCAAGGUCCAUGAAUGACUGACAUCACUGUGAACAAUUCAGUCUACAACUCAGCCAGAAGAUCCUGUCAGUUGGAAUGUUUUCAGGAGUAACUGCAGAAAGCCCCAGUGAUCCCGCUGCAACAGGAGAGGUCUGGCAUAGAGGGCCAUUUUUUUUUUUUUUUUUACCACAACACUGUUUGGUGUGAUCAUAUGGACAGGAAGUGAGACAUCUGUGCAAAUUUAAAAUGAGAUUGGUUCCUUUUUGUGUAAAAUGGAAGAAAAAGUGAAAAAUGUUCCUUUUUGUGUGCAUUUGGUGUGAUCUAGUCAAACCGAUUGGGUGUGAUAUAGCCAACGUAAAAAUAACAUUUAUAGUUUCAGAUAAAAAUCAAUUUGAGCAAUUAUCACACAUGCAACACCUCAUCACGUUGCUGUAGGCUGAAUGAGCAAAGGAAAUCCUGUGUUAACAUCGCUGCAUCUGUGAAACACAUGGUGUGAAGGUAGAGUUAAUGUAAUUUUCUUGUUAGAAAUAAAACAAAAUAAUAAUAGAUAUAUAUCAUUUGCAACGUUUAUGGACUUUUCAAGGAGUUUACAUGUCAUUGCUUUCAGUCAGCACUUGCUGUUCAGGAAUAUAUUUCAUCUUUGUAUCACAUGAUUGCAUAUCAUCAAUUUUACAUCUUAGCACAUUAUUGUCAAGGUUAUUUAGAAGAAAUUUCUUUGAAG